AUCAAAAUAUAAAGUUGCUGGUCACGUGGUAGAAGUGUGUUUCAAUGGGUCAACAAAGUUUGAGCCUGUAAUGGAUGCAUUCCCUCCAAUCCCAGAACAUUCAUUUAACUUCCUUCAUUUUGACAACUUGGAGGACCAGAUGAGGACUCAGACAGUACUUAAGGAUGUUUACGGUUGUAUCAAAUCACUAAUACCAGAACAUCAAGUUACUGUCAAAGACACUGGAAAAUUGGAAUCAAAAUGUGAAAUCUUUGUAGAAAAUUUGAGGAGGGAGGAUAUCAAAAUUACCUUCUGGGGUGACAUAGCUAGAGAGUUUGAUAUGGAAAGAGUUAAACAGUUAUCCCCACCAAUGCUCGCUGUAUUCACGGGUUUAAGGUUGACCAAAUUCCAAGAACGGGUAACAGCAGCAACAACAGGCCAUACAUGCAUCAUCAUCAAUCCAGAUAUUCCAAUAGCAAAUGAAUACAAAGCUGAGCGACAAAGUGAAAGUACUUCCUGUACCUUUCAAACGGCCAACAGCAGAAGAGAUGAAAGACAAAACAACAAAGUCGGUCUUUGAAUUAAACACAUGGAUCCAGAUAUAUACAUGAAUAAAACAGUGUAUUGCACUGCUUCGAUCCUCGGUUUCCAGUCCAUAAUGGUUGGUGGUAUAGAGGCUGUUCAAAGUGUUUUAAAGAACUGAAGCAAAGAGAGGACAGUGGUGAAUUAAUUUGU
Rosa chinensis is the source of this 714-nucleotide messenger RNA. RefSeq lists its product as uncharacterized. The record is from RefSeq and is a predicted model, not a curated record. The transcript has 6 exons. The coding region runs from base 71 to 559 and encodes 162 amino acids. NCBI's taxonomy places the organism in Eukaryota, Viridiplantae, Streptophyta, Magnoliopsida, Rosales, Rosaceae.